AUGGAAAGUUCCCGAGGAAAGAAAGAUGACCGAGACUCCUGGCACGGAGUCCUGGACCCUCGCAAAAGAAAACAGAUUCAGGAUCGGCUGGCACAGAGGGCCAGAAGGAAACGACUGUCAGCAGCGACGAGUGGCAAGGACACAGCUCAGUCAGUGGUGGCGCUACAUGGAUCCGACAAUAACAAUACUUCACCUGAGGCAGCCAGAGGGAUCAAUCUUGAUUCAUCACAGCUGGAUAUGGACCUUAACAUUACGGCCGCACCAUCUGUCACUUUGCCGUCAUCAUCUUCUUCAUAUCUUUCGAUGCCAACCGAGGCCCCCGGGGCUACAACCCCCCCGUCGAUCUCAGCAGUAUCUUCCUCAAUGACACUGACGGCGCCGUUACCAUCAGAUCAUCUGUUGCACCCCGAGUCCAAAAUCAGUGCGAUUCUGGCUCUCUCGAUCAACGGCCAUAUCUUGGGUCUCACCUGCAGCGAUUCAAAGUUGAUCCGAUCACGUCCUCAACCACCCAACAUACCGGAGUCUCUCUACCCGACGCCGCUGCAACUUUCGAUAGCUCACCACGACUGGAUCGAUCGAUUCCCGUUUCCAAGAAUGCGGGAUAACAUGAUCGCGCUGAUCGAUGUCGUCGAUUUCAAGGACCUGUUGUUCGACUUCUUCACCAUGCCGUCGUUCACUGUCAAUACUGGUGCGGUUGCCUGGGAUCCUGGUGCAUGGCGGAUCAGUCCCGAAUUCAAAGAGAAAUGGGGCUACCUCUUCUGUUGA
Capronia coronata CBS 617.96 is the source of this 765-nucleotide messenger RNA. RefSeq lists its product as uncharacterized. Lineage: Eukaryota; Fungi; Ascomycota; Eurotiomycetes; Chaetothyriales; Herpotrichiellaceae. The transcript is spliced from 2 exons. The record is from RefSeq and is a predicted model, not a curated record. The coding region runs from base 1 to 765 and encodes 254 amino acids.